Messenger RNA from Camelina sativa (false flax), 960 nucleotides. NCBI's taxonomy places the organism in Eukaryota, Viridiplantae, Streptophyta, Magnoliopsida, Brassicales, Brassicaceae. The record is from RefSeq and is a predicted model, not a curated record.
AUGGUUAGGAGCGAUAAUGGAACAGAGUUUCUUUGUUUGUCAUCUUUCUUUAGGGAAAAAGGUAUUGUCCAUCAAACGACUUGUGUGGGCACACCGCAACAGAAUGGUAGAGUGGAAAGAAAGCAUCUUCAUCUCCUCAAUGUUGCAAGAUCCUUGUUAUUUCAAGCUCAGUUGCCUACAAAAUUUUGGGUAGAAGCGGUCUUAAAUGCGGCACAUGUUAUCAAUUUGACGCCAACAAAACUGCUUCAUAAUAAAUGUCCGCAUGAGAUUCGGGACAAAGACAAGUUUGUUCCUCGUAGUAGAAAGUGUGUGUUUGUGGGGUAUCCGUACGGUAAGAAAGGUUGGAAAUUAUAUGAUUUGGAAAACAAUGAAUUUUUUGUCUCUCGUGACGUAAUAUUCAAGGAGGAUGAAUUUCCCUUCUCUGCUCAGCCAGAACCAGGACUGCCUCAUGAUGUUAUAUUCAACACAUGUGAUACUGAUUGGUUUGUCGAUGGGUCAGCAACUAUUGGAAUCAGGGGGAGUGUUAGUAACACCGAAAAUAGGGGGAGUCCCCAGGAUAGUGGUUUGGUUGGUAAUGUUGUUGAACCAGAAGUAGAAGAAGUUAGUCCAGCCGAACUUGAUGGUGCCAUUCUUGAAGUUGGUCCCAUUUUACCGUCUGGUUCGUCGGCGGUUGUUGAUGGUUCUACUGACCGGAACUUUGUUGUCUUGCAGCCCGAACCUGACAUGGGACAGGGCAAAUGUGCGAAAAUACCGUCUGUUCGUUUAAAAGAUUAUGUGUUAUACAACGCAGUGGCAAGUAACUCCGCUAAUCACGUUCUUCCCGACCUCUCCACCAGCGAUUAUUGUGACACGGUCCAAGGUACCUCUCUUUAUCCCCUCACUGAUUUUAUCACUGACGCUCGGUUUUCAUCUCGGCAUCAGGCGUUUCUUGCAGCCAUUAGUGCAGCGGUUGAGCCAUAA